UUUAUUUAUUUCUUAAUUACAAUUACAAUGACUUCGGUUAAAAAGGUUAAUUUAAAAGACGAGAAACUCGCAGAUUUGGCAGAAAAAAUAGACGUAACGGAUGAAAUGAAAUUAAAAAUGUUAGCAGCUCUCGACCACCCAGAGCCUGAUGAUGUUCUUUAUCCACCAGAACUAAAUGCUCAUUUAAUUGAGCAAUUGAAGGUAAUGACUUGUGAGAAUAACGAGUUGCGAAAGUUAAUCUUCACAAGAGAUGAAGAAGUUAAGGAACUAAAUAAAACAGUGACCGAUCUAAAUCAGCGAAUACGUGAUAUCAUUUCUGGCACUGGGCCUGCUAUAUCUUCGAAAUCUGCAGGCAUAAUAAGUGCCAAAAUAACUGAUUUAUGCAAACAAAAUAGACAUUUGAUAGCUGAACUAGAAGGUUAUAAAACUAAAAACGGUGCGUUGGAACGAAAAAUAAUGCAACUUGAUUUGAUGAAUAAAGAAACUGAGAAAUUAGAUAUUUGUGCAUGUAAGGACGAUACAACUGAUGCAAACUUCGAUGAGCUACAAGAACUGAACAAUAAGCUUGCAGUUGUUAACAAAAAACUAUUUGACAGUAAAAACAAAAAUUUAGAACUUAAAAAUGACAUUUUAAUUGCAACAAAAAUCCUGCAACAAGAACUAGGCGAUAAGUUUAUUAGUAUUAAAGAAUUACAGCGCGAUUUAGCAGGUUGGAAGGGUAGAGCUCAGCAAAUAGUGUGUUUGCAAGCAAGAAUUAAUGAUUUGGAGGAAAAGUUAAACGGUAAACAUAAAGAUUUGAUUGAAGCCAAAAAAAAGGACCAGAGUCAGAUAAUAAGGGAGUUAGAAAUGAAAAGAAAGAAGGAAGUAGACGCCGCUAUGAAAGAUUUUCAAUCGUUAAAAGAAGAAAAUCAGGACUUGAAAAAAAAAUUAGAUGGCGCCAGGUGUAGAAUAAAAAAUUUAGAAUGUGAUUCACUAUCAUUGAGACAAAAAAUGCAAACAUUUGUUGAAAAAAGUAAUCAUGAUGAUUUGUUAAUAAAUGAACAGAGAAAUCAAAUUAAAACUCUAGAACUGUAUUACCAAGAACUUUUGAAAGAGAAUACUAACACAAUUAACAAGAUGAAAUACGAUAUGGAAGAAUCUAAUAAACUGAUGAAAAAUUCGGAAGAAAAAAUUGGUGCAUUACAAAAACAAGCAGUAGAGAAAUCAAUAAAAAUUGAAGAACUUAGGGGUCAGCUCGCUAAAUACGAAGAAUGUUCCUUGCAAAAUAUAUUUUACACUCCUAUGAAAUUGGCCUCUGAUAAUGAAAUUAAAAAACUCUCUGAACUUGUAAACAUGUUAAACGAGCGUCUGGAUUCCGAAAGGCGUAAAUGGGAUGAAUUGGAAGCUGCUCAUAGAAAGCUGAAAGAAAAAAAGAAAAGGUUGGAGAAGAAAGUAUUUAUUCUAGAAGACGAAAUUAAAAUUAUGAGGGACUCUAGAAGGCCAUCAAGAAGUUCCAAAACGUCAGUUAUUAAAGAACAAAUUGAUGCAAAACAUUUUGCGUUUGGAAAGAAGCAAUCUUCAAUUGCUACAAUUGCUGAAAAACCCAGUUCAAGUCCAUCAUUUGAAACAGAGGAUGCUAAUAAUUAUGAAAGCUUGGAUAAAGAGGAAAUAAAAUUUAAAUUAGAGUUAACAGAAGAAAAAUUAAAAAUGUUGGAAGAUAAGCUAAAGAUGGUAGAAGAAGAAAAGAGAGAUGAUAUUAUGCAUUUGACAGAAAUGAUACAAAACUCAAAGCAAUUGUUUAACGAAGCUUUAGCGGUAUUACAAAAGGAGAAGUGUGUUUGUUCCUAACCAUGCAUUAAACAAACUUUGUUUAUGAAAGUUCAACUUCUACUAAGCGAAUGGCCAGGCAUAACUGGUCGCUGCGCCGGACCCGCUACCGUUUUUUUUCUAUAGUUAGUCUCGGUACUGUACUUAAAUAAGAAAUAUACAUUAGUAACUCAAGUCACAAGAGGCCCAAUCGCGCAGAGGCGCUUAUC
Papilio machaon (common yellow swallowtail) is the source of this 2015-nucleotide messenger RNA. Its product is annotated as coiled-coil domain-containing protein 13. Gene Ontology annotation, cellular component: centriolar satellite. Gene Ontology annotation, biological process: cytoplasmic microtubule organization; non-motile cilium assembly. The transcript is spliced from 4 exons. Bases 28 to 1827 code for a protein of 599 amino acids. NCBI's taxonomy places the organism in Eukaryota, Metazoa, Arthropoda, Insecta, Lepidoptera, Papilionidae. The record is from RefSeq and is a predicted model, not a curated record.